Molecule: messenger RNA, 1279 nt
Organism: Taeniopygia guttata (zebra finch)
Lineage: Eukaryota; Metazoa; Chordata; Aves; Passeriformes; Estrildidae
Source: RefSeq, a predicted model, not a curated record
CCCUGAAGGCCCUGCUCUGCCAAAUGCAGCACGAGGAUGUGGUGGUGGCAAUGGAACGCAGGUGUGCCUGGAACAUGCUGCUCUGUGCCCACACCCACCACUAUGCAGUGGGUCUGCUGGCCAGGGAGAUGCGCCGUGUCUCCAUCAUCUGGCGCUGCAGGAUCGCAUCCUGCCUCUUUGACCUACUCAGCCAAGACAUUUCAGACUGGGAACUGCCCGCCCUGACGUUCCUGGUGGAGGUCCUGGACUGCCUGGACUUGAGUGAAUGCGGUGAAAAGGUCCUGCAGAUCAUGACAAGGCACCUGAAGAGACGGUCCAGAGAGAUGCGUCGCGUGGCGCUCAGAGGCCUCGUGGUGCUCAGCCAGGACCCCUCGAUGAACCAAAGAAUGUACAGCCUGACUGAAAGCCUUGGCAACCUCCUGCGGGCCGUGGAUGAAGACAUUGUUGAGAUGACCGUCGUUGUUCUCAGCUCUCUGCUCUUCAACAAAGAGAUAGCAAUAGCCAGCCCCAUCGCCCUGCAGCUGGCUGAGGCGCUCUGGCAACUCUUCGACAAUGACAACAGCCUUGUGAAGCUGCUCUCCGUUCGCCUCUUCCAAGAGGUGAUGAACUUGGUGGUGGCCAAGGGAAAAAAGCCCCUGAAGAAGCAUGUGAGGCAGAGCCUGCUCCCACUCUUCUUCAACUGCCACGAUGAGAACUGGGGUGUGGCACAGGCCUCUCGGGAAACGCUGCUUUCUGCAGUAAGAUUCCUGAAGAGAAGGGAUCUUCAGCACCUGGUGAACAGAGAUCAGAUGUGGAGCUUUGCCGAGCGCUUGCUGGCAGAGGACAGGAGCCGAGCGGCCGAGCACCUGCGCCGGGCCCUGCCCUACCUGCAGAGCCCACAGGAGCCCCUGCGAGAGGCGGCCGUCAGGUUCAUGGGGAUCGCCGGGCGCUGCCUGAGAGGACAGCAGCAAGAGUUCCGGAUCCUCUGCAGGGCCCUUCAGGACAUGGCGUAUGACGCCAGCCCCGCCAUCUCAUGCCUGGCCCUUCAAACUCAUUACAUCAAUUUAGCUGUGCAGGCCAUUCCCUCCUCCCGACUCCAGAAUGUGCAAGAUCAACUCCGCCGGCUCUGGAAGUCACGGCCUUUCCCGUGUCGCCGGGGCUGGCUGUCCUGCUGCAGCGCUGUGGAGAACUGAUCCGCCAGGCUGCGUCUGCUGGGGCCACCUGAGCCUGCAGGGACCAACCCCUUCUGAAAGCACUUCCUUUCACCCCAGGGUAGCAUUAAUAAAUUGCUGUUGUCAUA